Molecule: messenger RNA, 1173 nt
Organism: Tachyglossus aculeatus (Australian echidna)
Lineage: Eukaryota; Metazoa; Chordata; Mammalia; Monotremata; Tachyglossidae
Gene: EIF3I
Product: eukaryotic translation initiation factor 3 subunit I
Exons: 11
Coding region: 86-1063 (325 amino acids)
Biological process (GO): cytoplasmic translational initiation
Cellular component (GO): cytoplasm; eukaryotic translation initiation factor 3 complex, eIF3m
Molecular function (GO): protein binding; translation initiation factor activity; RNA binding
Source: RefSeq, a predicted model, not a curated record
CGGCCCCCGCGGGCCCGUGACCCGGAAGUAGUUGGCGGCCCCUUCCGCUGCCUCGCACGUUGGCCGGGCCUGCCAGGGAGCAGCCAUGAAGCCGAUCCUGCUGCAGGGCCACGAGCGCUCCAUCACCCAGAUCAAGUACAACCGCGAGGGCGACCUGCUCUUCACCGUGGCCAAGGACCCCAUUGUCAAUGUGUGGUACUCUGUCAACGGGGAGAGAUUGGGCACCUACACCGGCCACACCGGAGCCGUGUGGUGCGUGGAUGCCGACUGGGACACCAAGCACGUCCUCACCGGCUCAGCCGACAACAGCUGCCGCCUGUGGGACUGCGAGACAGGGAAGCAGCUUGCCCUCCUCAAGACCAACUCGGCCGUCCGUACCUGCGGCUUCGACUUCGGCGGCAACAUCGUCAUGUUCUCCACGGACAAGCAGAUGGGCUACCAGUGUUUCGUGAGCUUCUUCGAUCUGCGCGACCCCAGCCAGAUUGAGAGCAACGAGCCCUACAUGAAGAUCCCCUGUAACGACUCCAAGAUCACCAGCGCCGUGUGGGGGCCCCUGGGGGAGUUCAUCAUCGCCGGCCACGAGAACGGCGAGCUCAACCAGUUCAGCGCCAAGUCCGGCGAGGUGAUGGUGAACGUCAAGGAGCAUUCACGGCAGAUCAACGACAUCCAGACUUCCCGUGACAUGACCAUGUUCGUCACCGCUUCCAAGGACAACACGGCCAAGCUCUUUGACUCCACAACCCUCGACCACCAGAAGACGUUCCGGACGGAGCGGCCUGUCAACUCUGCUGCCCUCUCCCCCAUCUACGACCACGUGGUCCUCGGGGGUGGGCAGGAAGCCAUGGAUGUAACCACCACCUCCACCAGAAUCGGGAAAUUCGAGGCGCGGUUCUUCCAUUUAGCGUUCGAGGAGGAGUUUGGCAGGAUCAAGGGCCACUUCGGGCCCAUCAACAGUGUUGCCUUUCACCCGGACGGCAAGAGUUACAGCAGCGGCGGCGAGGACGGUUACGUCCGCAUCCACUACUUCGACCCCCAGUACUUCGAGUUUGAGUUUGAGGCGUGAGGAGUCUGUGCCGCCGGGGAGGGGGCGAGGCCAGAACCCCGGGGGACCUCUUGGCCGGGGGUCUGUCAGAGAACCGUGGACGUUGAGAAAUAAAUUUCCCCAGGAAAUGA